AUGGCAACAGGUAGAGCUAAAAAACCUUGUAUCAAAUGUGAUAAAGGUGCAGGUAUUAUUAUAUGUGGUGGGUGUCAAGAGUGGUUCUGUGACAAGCACUUUCCACAGCAUCGACAGGAACUUGGUGAAAAGAUGGAUCAUAUUGGCCAACAGCAUGACUUUCUUCACAAACAAUUAACUGAAAAUAAUGUUACACAUCCACUCCAUUUACGUAUUAAUGAGUGGGAGAAUGCAUCAAUUAAGAAGAUUCAAGAAGUGGCGAAAAAAGCUAGAAGUGAUCUACAAAGAUAUUUAAAUGAAACAAAAACCGAAUUAAGAGAAUCGCUCGGCAAAGUGAAGAAUGAAUUAGCAUCGAGUCGUGAAUUGAAUGAUUAUACCGAGUUGGAGCUGAGAGAAUGGACUGACCAACUCAACAAACUUCGACAACUGCUUGAGAAACCAUCGACCAUUGACAUUGUCGAAGAUGGCCAAUCCCAGUCACUCAUUCGUAUUGUUCAACAGAAAAGUACGUAA
Molecule: messenger RNA, 513 nt
Organism: Rotaria sp. Silwood2
Lineage: Eukaryota; Metazoa; Rotifera; Eurotatoria; Philodinida; Philodinidae
Source: the annotation of a GenBank genome assembly